Messenger RNA from Pelecanus crispus (Dalmatian pelican), 453 nucleotides. The record is from RefSeq and is a predicted model, not a curated record. NCBI's taxonomy places the organism in Eukaryota, Metazoa, Chordata, Aves, Pelecaniformes, Pelecanidae.
UGUGGUGUCCCCAGCUAUGCCCCUUGGUGUCCCGCCUGCCAGAACCUGCAGCCCGAGUGGGAGAAGUUUGCCGAGUGGGGCGAGGACCUGGAAGUGAACAUCGCCAAAGUGGAUGUCACGGAGCAGCCGGGAUUGAGUGGACGAUUUGUCAUAACAGCUCUUCCUACCAUCUAUCACUGUAAAGAUGGAGAGUUCAGGAGAUACCAGGGUGCAAGAACUAAAACUGAUUUCAUAAAUUUCAUCAGUGACCAGGAAUGGAAGUCUAUUGAACCACUUUCUUCAUGGUUUGGCCCUUCCUCUUUCCUGAUGAGCAGUGUGUCAGCUUUGUUUCAGUUGUCAAUGUGGAUCAGGCACUGCCAUGGUUAUUUAACAGAAAAUGUUGGAAUACCGGUCUGGGGUUCAUACGCUCUUUUUGCGUUGGCAACUCUGUUCUCGGGACUGAUACUGGGACUU